UGCAACUGAACUGUAUAAAAGAAUCAGAGCACAGUGACACUAAACUCACAGCAGAAUUCCUGCAUCUUAUCUGGAAUUAUAUAGGUCUCAUAGAAUCAUCAUGGUGAAUUACAAAGUGGAACUGCAUACUGGGAAUAUACUGCAUGCCGGCACCUAUAACAGUAUCUACAUUCAACUGUCUGGUACCAAGGGAGAAAGUGAAUGGACCUACAUCAAAGAAACUGCAUGCCAAGACUCUGUGAUUGAACAUCAAGUGGCCUGUCCCUCUUCCCUGGGCCUUCUGGAGUUUGUUGCAAUAGAAACAAAGCCGUAUGCCCUGCUUGCCUACAUCAACGAUGACUGGUUCUGCUCUAAAGUAGUGGUGACCACCCCAGAGGGAAGCACCAGACACUUCCCCUGUUACAAUUGGCUCUCAGGCUCAGAGAGACUGGUAUAUAGAGAGGCCUCUGGUAAGCUGAUUUUCAAUGACACCUGCCCAAGAGCCCUAAAGGAGAGAGAAGAGGAGCUCAAGAUCCGUCAUCAAGCAUACCAGUGGAGUAUCUAUGCAGACGGCCUGCCUAACAUAAUUAAAGCUGGCAGUGUUUCUGAUCUCCCCGAUGAGGUCCGCUUCUCUUUCACCAAGGAUUCUGAGUUCAAGUUCACCUUCCUCAAUGCAAUGGUGGAGCUGAAUCUACAAGGAUUAUCCACAAACAAGGAACAAUGGAAAAACCUAGAAGAACUUAGUCAUAUAUUCAAUUGCCGUAAGACAAAAGUCUAUGAAUACAUUGAAAAGAACUGGAAAAAGGAUGAGUUUUUCGGGUACCAGUUUUUGAACGGCAUAAACCCAAUGAUGAUCAAUUGCUGUACCAAGCUCCCAGAUAACUUCCCUGUUACAGAAGACAUGGUGAAGGCUUCCCUUUCAGAAAAAAGCCUGGAGGAAGAGAUGCAGGAUGGAAACAUCUUCUUGGUUGACUACAAACGCCUUCAAGGAAUACCGGCAAAUGUGAUCAACGGGAAAAAACACUACUUGGCUGCUCCGCUGUGCUUGCUUUACAUGACCCCGGAGGAGAAGCUCAUGCCCAUUGCAAUCCAGCUGAAGCAAGAGCCUUCUGAGGAAAACCCGAUCUUCCUUCCCACCGACUCGGAGUACGAUUGGCUCCUGGCCAAGACCUUUGUGAGGAACGCCGACUUCUCUGAACAUGAGCUCAACUCACACCUGCUCAGGACUCACCUGCUGGCUGAGGUGUUUGCUGUGUCCACGCUACGUAACCUGCCAAUGGUGCAUCCUAUCUACAAGCUCCUGAUCUCUCACUUCCGCUACACUCUGCAGAUCAACACAAUGGCAAGAGAGAGUCUCAUAUCAAAGACUGGGGCAAUCACACUGAAUGCUAGUGUUGGAGGUCCGGGGAUGUUAGAGUUCCUGAAGAAAGCAGUGGCCGAGUUGACAUACAGCUCCCUCUGCAUACCGGAGGACAUCACUGCACGAGGAAUGGACGACAUCCCCAACUUCUACUACAGGGACGAUGGACUCAAGUUGUGGGACAUCCUCCACAGGUUUGUUCAUAGUGUGAUUGGUCGCUACUAUACCAGCGACUCAGAUGUCCAGAAGGAUGGUGAACUGCAGAAUUGGAUAAAAGAUAUCUUCUUCAAUGGGUUCCUGUCCAACGCCAGCACAGGAAUCCCAAACUCUUUCAGUUUAGUGACAGAGCUGGUCAAGUUUCUCACCAUGGUGAUCUUCACAGCGUCUGUCCAACAUGCUGCUGUUAACAACGGGCAGUUUGAUUUUGGAGGCUGGAUGCCCAACUUCCCCACUGCGCUGCAGCUACCUCCUCCUACCACUAAGGGGCAGUGUACAGAGAAGACCAUGCUGCAGACUUUCCCAGACAUCAAUACCACCGCUAAAGGCAUUGCUACAGUGUAUCUGUUGAGCAAGCCGUCCUCUGACAUUGUCCUUCUUGGAGACUACAAAGAGGAGCACUUCUUUGAGAAGCUCCCAAUACAGAAGAUCAAAGACUUCAAGCAAGAGCUGGAGGUUUUCAGCGCUGAAAUUAAAGUCCGGAAUCAACGUCUUGAACUGCCCUACACCUACCUGGAGCCUCAGAAUAUAGAGACCAGUGUAGCCCUCUAAAACGAAUCAAGUGCUACAGAAGCAAAACCGUUUAAAGUGGUUUUGAUCGGAAUGGUUUCAUUGGAAGCUGAUGACAGUUGAAAAGAAAAAAAGAAACACUUAGAUGUUCAUUCGUCUCUUACAAAUGAGCACUGGCAUAGAUUAUAUACAAAUGUAAUCAUGAGUUCUUUACCAACCCACUCUCUGUUCUCUCCCCACACUUUUCCCUAAACUAAAGAAUCACCCACUUCCUUUCCAGAAUGAUGUUAUCCUAAUACAACCUCUGGGACAUGCGUACAAAAUUGUUUGGGCUUUAAUGGACUCUGUAUGCUGUGGUUUCACUGAACAAUGGAACCUAAUGUUGUUAUGUUGCUGCAGUAUAAAGACGCCUUUUGGUACAGUUUAAACAUGCUAGUGUAAUAAAACCUUUUUUCUA
Messenger RNA from Esox lucius (northern pike), 2522 nucleotides. Its product is annotated as hydroperoxide isomerase ALOXE3-like. Bases 101 to 2107 code for a protein of 668 amino acids. The transcript has 15 exons. The record is from RefSeq and is a predicted model, not a curated record. Gene Ontology annotation, molecular function: oxidoreductase activity, acting on single donors with incorporation of molecular oxygen, incorporation of two atoms of oxygen; protein binding; iron ion binding. NCBI's taxonomy places the organism in Eukaryota, Metazoa, Chordata, Actinopteri, Esociformes, Esocidae. Gene Ontology annotation, biological process: linoleic acid metabolic process; lipid oxidation.